UCUAGGGAGAGGGAUGUGGCACCUGAAGCUGUGGGUUAGUAUGAAGAUGGAGAAGGGACUCGGGCUGCAGCGUUCCCAGGAGGGCCCUCAUUGCUGGAGAAGGUUCAUGUUGGAACUGCAGCUGCUGUUUGGUGGGAAAACAUCCACUCUUUCCCCUCAAGGGUUGACUCCAGCCCCUUCCAGAAGCCUCCUGAGUCACCAACCCCAGGUUCUCUGGAGCAGCUGUGCCCUGGGCUCCCUGGUGCUGCUUAGCCUGCUCUGGCAGCGUGUGGUGACAGUGGCUGCCCUUGAGAGCCGCCGCCAACUGUAUAUGUCCUCCCAGCGGGCUGAUUGCAACAGAGCCUCACUCACUCGAGUGCACCGGCAGACCUACGCACGCCUCUAUCCUGUGCUCCUGGUCAAGCAGGAUGGUUCCACCAUCCACAUCCGCUACCGGGAGCCUCGACAGAUACUCACAAUGCCCGUGGACCUGGACUCUCUGUCCCCAGAGGAGAGGCGUGCACGGUUCCGGAAACGAGAGGCCCAGGUCAAAGAGAAGGAGGAGGAGCCAGAGCUCGGUGACGACUUCGAUGUGGAGCAGUACAAGCAGUUUUGGACCAAAAAGUGAUGGUGCCUGGAAGCUGCUCUGACCGAGGGGGAUGCUAUGGAGCAGGGAGGGGCAUGUGUCUUUAAAUCAUGUGUUCACGAA
This is a messenger RNA of Lagenorhynchus albirostris (white-beaked dolphin), 688 nucleotides long. RefSeq names its product mitochondrial ribosomal protein L55 (gene MRPL55). The record is from RefSeq and is a predicted model, not a curated record. Lineage: Eukaryota; Metazoa; Chordata; Mammalia; Artiodactyla; Delphinidae. The transcript has 3 exons. The coding region runs from base 14 to 607 and encodes 197 amino acids. Gene Ontology annotation, cellular component: mitochondrial large ribosomal subunit. Gene Ontology annotation, biological process: translation. Gene Ontology annotation, molecular function: structural constituent of ribosome.